AUGGCAUCACAAUUCAAAGAAACCCCAACCCCAAUAGAAGAAGAGAUUUCUUUGGACGAUCUGUUUGACCUCACCAUGAAAAAGAAGUGGAGCCAAGUUGAAACGGCUUACAAGCGAUAUCCCUCCACUCGCAGAGCCAAGCUCACUAAAUCAGAAGAGACAUCUUUACAUGUAGCCAUCUCUAGUUACCACUCUGAAUUACACAGCUCUGAUUGUGAAAAACAUAUUGUGGGAAUGAUCAACUCCAUAGGUGAUGAUUUCGAGAUAUUAUCAAUUAAGAAUGAUAAAGGAGACACUCCUCUCCACCUCGCAGCAGCAGUUGGAUGGCUAAGUAUCUGCGAGUACAUAGCUUUAAACGAUCACCUGGACUCUAGCGGUAAGAAUGCGUUGAUGUUGGCCGCUGAAAAUAGGCAAACCACUAUUUUUAAUUAUCUGGUGGAGAAGAAGCUCCCAGAAUUCGUUUUUCACCAAUUCGACGAUCAAGGAAACAGCAUUCUGCACCUUGCUGCAAUGCUGGGAGAACUCCAACCAUGGCUUAUUCCUGGUGCUGCUCUGCAGAUGCAAUGGGAGAUCAAAUGGUACAAGCAUGUUAAGCACUCGGUUCCACCAUUAAGCUUUGCUCACAACAACAAUAGGGGAGAGACCCCAAGGAAGAUCUUCAUACAGACACAUCGAAAGCUGGUCAAAGAAGGCACUAAUUGGCUUAUCAAAACAUCAGAGUCAUGUUCUGUAAUUGCUGCGCUCAUUGCCACUGUUGCAUUUGCUACCUCAGCCACAGUGCCUGGUGGAUUAAAAGAGGAUACUGGGCAUCCAGUUCUGGAAAACAAAACAGCAUUUGAUGUGUUUUCCGUCACAUCCCUAGUUGCUCUCACCCUCUCUGUCACAGCCCUUGUGUUUUUUCUUUCCAUCAAUACUUCAAGAUGGCAGGAACGUGAUUUCAAAUUAACAUUGCCAAGGAAGCUUUUGCUGGGCUUAAGUUCUCUCUUUGCAUCCAUUGUUGCUAUGUUGAUCUCAUUCUGUGCAGGGCAUACCUUUAUUCUCAGAGAGAAACUGAGAUAUGCAGCAGUUCCAAUAUAUGGUGUUGCUUUUAUACCAGUGGCAUUUUUUGCUCUUGUGCAGCUGCAACUAUGUUACGAUCUUCUAUGGUCUACAAUCAUAAAGGUGCCACUUAGAAGUUACAAGGCGUUCCAUGAUUAG
Molecule: messenger RNA, 1197 nt
Organism: Fraxinus pennsylvanica
Lineage: Eukaryota; Viridiplantae; Streptophyta; Magnoliopsida; Lamiales; Oleaceae
Source: the annotation of a GenBank genome assembly